Messenger RNA from Metarhizium brunneum ARSEF 3297, 3231 nucleotides. RefSeq names its product Acid trehalase (gene treA). Gene Ontology annotation, molecular function: alpha,alpha-trehalase activity; carbohydrate binding. Gene Ontology annotation, cellular component: fungal-type cell wall. The record is from RefSeq and is a predicted model, not a curated record. Lineage: Eukaryota; Fungi; Ascomycota; Sordariomycetes; Hypocreales; Clavicipitaceae. Gene Ontology annotation, biological process: trehalose catabolic process.
AUGCGCGCGACUCUCAUCCAAGCGGCCGUCGUCGCCGCGACCCUCGGUCUCUGCGGCGCCGUCCAGGCCUCCAAUGGCAAAGACCGCGUCGCCAAAUGCCUCGCGCGGUACAGCGGCCAGGACCGAGGCCGUAACCGCACAACCGUGUACAAGACGGACUUUCCCGGCGUCACCUGGGAUGACGACAACUGGCUCCUCAGCACCACGACGCUCGAGCAAGGCCGUUAUCAGUCAAGAGGCUCUGUUGCCAAUGGCUACUUUGGCAUCAGCGUGGCCAGCGUCGGCCCCUUCUUUGAGCUCGACGCCGAGGACGAGGGCGGCGACGUCAUCAACGGCUGGCCGCUCUUCUCCCGGCGUCAGUCCUUUGCCACCAUUGCCGGUUUCUGGAACGCCCAGCCCGAGACCAACGGCACCAACUUUGGCUGGCUGCUGCAGUACGGCUACGAGAGCGUCAUCAGCGGCGUGCCUCACUGGAGCGGCCUGGUGCUCGACCUCGGCAACGGCGUCUACCUGGACUCCACGGUCGAUAACAAGACCAUUACCAACUUUCGCUCCACGUACGACUUCAAGGCCGGAGUCCUCAGCUGGUCGUAUACGUGGUCCCCGUCUGCCGGAAGCAAUGGCUCCUACGAUAUCCGGUACUUGAUGUUCACAAACAAGCUUCACAUCAACCAGGCGGUCGUCGAUCUGGAGAUUAUCCCGUCGGUGGAUGCCAAUGCCACCGUUGUCAACGUCCUUGAUGGCUAUUCCGCGGUUCGAACCGACUUUGUCCAGUCUGGCGAGGAUACCGGCGCCAUCUACUCGGCCGUUCGGCCCACCGGCAUCGCCAAUGUGACUGCGUAUAUUUACGCCAACAUGACGGGCUCCGACGACGUCGGCAUUGGCCGCAAGACUCUGGUCAGCAACAAGCCCUACAUCCGCAAGAACGAGUCUUCUAUUGCCCAGGCCGUCCCCGUCACAUUCUCCGCCGGCAAGGCGGUGAGGAUUACAAAAUACGUCGGCGCGGCGUCCGGAGAUGCCUUUGAAGAUCCUCAGCAGGUGGCCAAGAAUGCCGCGUCGUCGGCCUUGUCCCGGGGCUUUUACAAGUCUCUUCGUUCUCACGUCCAGGAGUGGGACGACGUCAUGCCCGACCACUCGGUCGACAGCUAUGCUGACCCCGACAACGGAACUCUGCCCCAAGACAACUACAUUAUCGACUCGGCCAUCAUCGCCGUGGCCAACACGUACUACCUGCUGCAGAGUACAGUCGGGCCAAACGCCCAAAGCCUGGUCAAGGACGCCCCCGUCAACGUGGACAGCAUCUCGGUCGGAGGCUUGGUGUCAGACUCGUACGCCGGUCUCAUCUUUUGGGAUGCCGACCUGUUUAUGCAACCGGGGCUCGUCGUGUCGCACCCCCAGUCUGCCGAGCGAAUCACCAACUAUCGCGUCAAUAAGUACGGCCAGGCCAAGGCGAAUGCGCAGACAAGCUACACCAGCUCCCAGAACAAGACGGUCUUUUCCAAGGAUGCGGCCGCAUUCCCCUGGACGAGCGGUCGUUUUGGCAACUGCACCGCCACCGGCCCUUGCUGGGACUACCAGUACCAUCUGAACGGAGACAUUGGCAUAUCGUUUGUCAACCAGCUCGUCGCGACGGGCGACACGCGGUACUUUAACGAGAGCCUGUUUCCAGUAUACGACUCCAUCGCCACGCUCUUUUCAAACCUUUUGGCUCCGAAUGGUUCAUCCUGGACGGUGAAAAACAUGACAGAUCCCGACGAGUAUGCAAACCACGUCGACGCAGGUGGCUACACGAUGCCUCUGAUUGCCGAGACGCUGCAAACUGCCAACACGUUCCGGGAACAGUUUGGCCUCGAGAAAAACGCAACAUGGGAUUCCAUGGCCACCAACGUGCUUUUCCUCCGAGAGAAUGGCGUCACACUCGAGUUCACCACCAUGAACGGGAGUGCCGUGGUGAAGCAGGCGGAUGUGAUAUUGAACACGUUUCCGCUCUCCUACACAACAAACUACACCACCCAGGAGUCGCUCAACGACUUGGACUAUUACGCAAACAAACAGUCGCCAGACGGGCCCGCCAUGACGUGGGCCUUCUUCUCCAUCAUUGCCAACGACAUCUCGCCCUCUGGCUGCUCGGCCUACACCUACUCGCAGUACUCGUACAAGCCGUAUGCCCGCGCGCCCUUUUACCAGCUCUCAGAGCAACUGAUUGACAAUGCCACCACCAACGGCGGCACCCACCCCGCGUACCCCUUCCUCACCGGCCACGGCGGCGCCAACCAGGUCAACGUAUUCGGCUACCUCGGGCUGCGGCUGCUCCCCGACGACGCGCUUCACAUCAACCCCAACCUGCCGCCGCAGCUGUCGCACCUGCGCUACCGGACCUUCUACUGGCGCGGCUGGCCCUUCGCGGCCUCGUCCAACGCGACGCACACGACGGUCCGGCGCGCGCGGCACGUCCGGCCGCUCCCCUCGGCGGACCCGCGCUUCGCCAACGCGACCAUCACCAUCGACGCCGGCGCCGACGGCAACGCCACCGCGUACCGCCUGCCCGUGGACGGCGCGGCCGUCGUGCCCAACCGCAACAUCGGCCGCGUCAACACCACCCCCGGCAACCUCCUGCAGUGCCGGUCCGCCGACUCGCCCGGCGCCCACCGGCCCGGCCAGUUCCCCAUCGGGGCCGUCGACGGCGCCACCUCGACCAAGUGGCAGCCGCAGUACGCCGCCAACCUCAGCGCCGUGACGGUCAUGCUCGCGCCCGGCGACGUCGGCGCCAUGGUCUCCGGCCUGCACUUCAACUGGGCACAGGCGCCGCCCGUCAACGCCACCGUCGUCUUUCACAACGCUACGAUUGCCAGCUUCGCCGACGUGGAUGUGUCCGCGCAGAGUAAGGGCGCUGACUACACCGUCGUGACGCACCUGGCGGGCGUGCCGCUGUCCAACCCCUACAGCGUGCAGGCGACGAACCUUGAUGCUAUUGCUAUUCCGGUGGGCAACACGACCAAUGUUACUCUUGGCGAGGCUGUGCCGGCGGCUCGGUACGCGACGCUGCUGAUUGUCGGGAACCAGGGGCUCGGGCAGAGAGAUGUGGAUGCUAAGAAUGGCACGGGGGCUACGGUGGCGGAGUGGGCGAUUAUCAGUGAUGAGAGGAGGAGGAUGGAUGGGGAGGCGGCGCCGGCCAAGGUGAGGCGGAGCUUGACGUGGCGCGAGAAGGGGAUGCUUAUGGGUAGACCUUGA